AUGCUCCUUAGACUAUGGGAGAACCUUUCACUUAGCCUACUGAACCGCAAAUCUGCUCACUUCCCCAUCUUUUCCAUGAUGGAUAAACUUCUCUUUGACUCACCUCACCUCACUCACUUCUUCAAAGCUCCGGAAUUGGUUGACGCGACUCGCCUUUUGCACGGAUCAAAGUUCCUGGUCUUUGUAUCUAACCGCAGUGCGAACCUUCCGUAA
Fusarium poae is the source of this 213-nucleotide messenger RNA. RefSeq lists its product as uncharacterized. The record is from RefSeq and is a predicted model, not a curated record. NCBI's taxonomy places the organism in Eukaryota, Fungi, Ascomycota, Sordariomycetes, Hypocreales, Nectriaceae. The coding region runs from base 1 to 213 and encodes 70 amino acids. The transcript has 4 exons.